Molecule: messenger RNA, 900 nt
Organism: Drosophila ananassae
Lineage: Eukaryota; Metazoa; Arthropoda; Insecta; Diptera; Drosophilidae
Gene: ND-20
Product: NADH-quinone oxidoreductase subunit B 2
Exons: 2
Coding region: 96-749 (217 amino acids)
Biological process (GO): aerobic respiration; mitochondrial respiratory chain complex I assembly; electron transport coupled proton transport
Molecular function (GO): quinone binding; 4 iron, 4 sulfur cluster binding; NADH dehydrogenase (ubiquinone) activity
Source: RefSeq, a predicted model, not a curated record
GAAAGUAUUUUUUAUCGGUAUCCGUGCGGUCACGCUGAAUACAAACCAGAUUGUAUUAAAUACCUUUUAUUUUGGGUUAUAUAAAUAGCGUUAAAAUGUUACGGACCGCUAUCAUGACGCCCAUAAUAAACCAAUAUGGUCAAAUAGCAACAAAGAAUUUACCAUUAACAUCCGCUUUGAAUUCAAUAUGGGUACGAAACCAAAACACUCUUACAAUCGCUAAAACUUCUGAAGAGAUACCCAAGAAAGGAUAUUCACCUUUUGGAAACAAGCAAGCAUCUGCAGCUGAAUGGUCAUUGGCCAGACUUGACGAUCUACUGAAUUGGGGUCGUAAAGGUUCUAUAUGGCCUUUAACGUUUGGUUUGGCUUGUUGUGCCGUUGAAAUGAUGCAUAUAGCUGCACCGCGGUAUGAUAUGGAUCGUUACGGAGUUGUUUUUCGUGCAUCACCCCGCCAGGCUGAUGUCAUAAUUGUAGCUGGUACCUUAACGAACAAAAUGGCUCCAGCAUUACGGAAAGUCUAUGAUCAAAUGCCAGAACCACGUUGGGUUAUUUCAAUGGGUAGCUGUGCCAACGGAGGCGGCUAUUAUCACUACUCUUAUUCAGUGGUUCGAGGAUGCGACCGUAUAAUACCUGUCGACAUAUACGUUCCAGGUUGCCCGCCCACUGCUGAAGCCUUAAUGUACGGCGUCCUACAGUUGCAAAAGAAAGUGAAACGCAUGAAGACUCUUCAGAUGUGGUACAGAAAAUAAACCCCAAAUAAAAUGAAAAAAUCGAAGUAAAUUCAGGUUAUAGACAAGAGAAUCAUUUGAUGUGUUCUCUUUUUGUUUUAUGUUUUGUUGCAGCAAAUAGCCAUUUUUUUAAGUAUCGAUAUUACAGCAAAUAAAUUCAUUCUGAGAUUAA